AUGAUGAACAAUUCCACCGAAUGUCUUGGACCAAACAGCGUUGACCUACAAACCAAUUCGAAGAAUGCAAACUGCAGCACAAAGCUGGACGCUCAUGGUGGCGGUGGCAUUACAGCCUUGGGCAUUUCUGUCUCGAUUCUCCUCUGUUUCAUUACCCUGGCCACUGUAGUGUCCAAUGGAUUUGUAAUCGCCACCAUCUACCAGACCAGGAAGCUUCACACUCCCGCCAACAUCCUGAUCGGCUCUCUGGCCGUCACUGAUCUCAUGGUCUCCCUACUGGUGAUGCCCAUAAGUAUUGUCUAUACAGUCAGCGGCACCUGGAGUUUCGGGCAAGUUGUCUGCGAUAUCUGGCUGUCCUCAGACAUCACCUGUUGCACCGCCUCAAUCCUGCAUUUGUGUGUGAUCGCUUUGGACAGGUACUGGGCUAUCACCGAUGCGGUGGAGUACUCGGCUCGGAGGACACCUGAAAGAGCGGCUGGGAUGAUAGUCACGGUGUGGGUGAUCUCUGUCUGUAUUUCCAUACCGCCUUUAUUCUGGAGACAAGCCAAGGCGGUGGGGCUAACGGACUGCAUGGUCAACACCGACCAAAUCUUCUACACCAUCUAUUCAACCUUCGGAGCCUUUUACAUCCCCACUCUGCUGCUGAUCGCACUCUAUGGGAGAAUCUACGUGGAGGCAAGGUCCAGAAUCCUGAAGCAGACACCAAAGAACGCGGCCAAGAGACUGACCACGGCUCAGCUGGUAACCGACUCCCCGGGAUCCUCUUCACUUUCGGUGAACUCUCGAGCUAACGAGGCUUCCAGCGAGGCCGGGGGGUCUCCUGUCUAUCUGAACCACGUCAAGAUCAAAGUUUCUGAUGCUCUUUUGGAGAGGAAGCGGAUCUUGGCGGCCAGGGAGAGGAAGGCGACGAAAACACUGGGGAUAAUCUUGGGGGCGUUUAUCGUGUGUUGGCUGCCUUUCUUCAUCAUCACCCUGGUGAUGCCCAUCUGCAAGGAAGCUUGCUGGUUCCACCAUGCCAUCUUUGACAUCUUCAAUUGGCUGGGCUAUCUAAAUUCCCUCAUCAACCCCAUCAUUUACACUAUGUCUAACGACGACUUCAAGCAGGCGUUCCAGAAACUAAUCCGGUUUAGAUGACUGUGAAUCACCACGUAGUCUCACACUUGUACAAGACUGGAGCUGGAUGUUUAGAAGACUACUAACAAAGUACUGUUCUAUGAAAAAG
This is a messenger RNA of Pristis pectinata (smalltooth sawfish), 1222 nucleotides long. Its product is annotated as 5-hydroxytryptamine receptor 1D-like. NCBI's taxonomy places the organism in Eukaryota, Metazoa, Chordata, Chondrichthyes, Rhinopristiformes, Pristidae. Gene Ontology annotation, cellular component: plasma membrane. The record is from RefSeq and is a predicted model, not a curated record. The transcript is spliced from 2 exons. Gene Ontology annotation, molecular function: G protein-coupled serotonin receptor activity. Bases 1 to 1134 code for a protein of 377 amino acids. Gene Ontology annotation, biological process: vasoconstriction; bone remodeling; chemical synaptic transmission.